GCGGUGGAUGUGGUAUACUUGGACAGAGGGGUGGCGGUGGACGUGAUAUACUUGGACAGAGGGGUGGCGGUGGACGUGGCGGUGGAUGUGGUAUACUUGGACAGAGGGGAUGGCGGUGGACGUGGUAUACUUGGACAGAGGGUUGGCGUUGGAUGUGGUAUACCUGGACAGUGGGGGUGGCGGUGGACGUGGUAUACCUGGACAGAGGGGUGGCGGUGGACAUGGUAUACCUGGACAGAGAGGUGGCGGUGGAUGUGGUAUAUUUGGACAGAGGGGUGGCGGUGGACGUGGUAUACUUGGGCAGAGGGAUGGCGGUGGACGUGGUAUACUUGGACAGAGGGGUGGCAGUGGACGUGGUAUACUUGGACAGAGGGAUGGCGGUGGACGUGGUAUACUUGGA
Messenger RNA from Staurois parvus, 400 nucleotides. The record is from the annotation of a GenBank genome assembly. NCBI's taxonomy places the organism in Eukaryota, Metazoa, Chordata, Amphibia, Anura, Ranidae.